Molecule: messenger RNA, 4416 nt
Organism: Solea senegalensis (Senegalese sole)
Lineage: Eukaryota; Metazoa; Chordata; Actinopteri; Pleuronectiformes; Soleidae
Gene: slc1a4
Product: solute carrier family 1 member 4
Exons: 8
Coding region: 177-1802 (541 amino acids)
Biological process (GO): L-serine transport; L-glutamate transmembrane transport
Cellular component (GO): plasma membrane
Molecular function (GO): L-alanine transmembrane transporter activity; L-aspartate transmembrane transporter activity; symporter activity
Source: RefSeq, a predicted model, not a curated record
UCCCACGGCGCGUGCUGCGCGCUCAGGACCAGCCUCCGCGCCGCUGAGUGUGUGCGCGCGUGCGUCACUCUGUCACAUUCACACAGCAAGUGCAUCCGCACGCUGCUGCUGGACUCAGCCUCCUCCACUCCACUCCACGCCACGCCACUCCACGCCACACACGAGGAGACACAAAGAUGGAGAAAACGAGCGAGAUCAACGGCCACGUUGUGCCAAACUCCGCGUCCACGGAGAAGAUCAUGGAGGAGCAGCAGGAGGAGACGGCGACGACGAAGAAGGAGAAGAAGACGCGCGUGGACAAGCUGCUGGCGUGUCUGAGCAAGAACCUGCUCGUGAUCCUGACCGUGUCCGGCGUCCUGGUGGGCGUCGGGCUCGGCAUGCUGGUCCGGAACUUGGACCUGACCCGGGCGCAGAUGACCUACUUCGCGUUCCCCGGUGAGAUGCUGCUGCGGAUGCUGAAGAUGAUCAUCCUGCCGCUGGUGGUCUGCAGCCUCAUCUCCGGCGCCGCGAGCCUGGACCCGCGCUCGCUGGGCAAACUGGGCGGCAUCGCGGUCGGCUACUUUCUGGUGACCACGCUGAUCGCGUCCGGGAUCGGGGUCACGCUGGCGUUCAUCAUCCAGCCCGGCGUGGGCGCGGGAGGUCUGAACACCAACAACCUGGGACUGGAGAGCAUCAACAGCGACAAGGAGACCGCGGACUCUUUCCUGGACCUGGUCAGGAACUUAUUCCCUGCGAACCUGGUGUCCGCCGCUUUCCGUUCGUAUGCCACCGACUACAAGAUGGUUGCUGUGGGGAAUGACACCAAUGGGACCACCCUCUAUCAAAAGGUUCCCAUUCCAACAGACUCUGAGGGCAUGAACAUCCUGGGUCUGGUUUUAUUUGCCAUGGUGUUUGGUGUGGCGUUGAAAAAGCUCGGACAGGAAGGGGAGGAACUCAUUCGCUUCUUCAACGCUUUCAAUGAGGCCACCAUGGUGAUCGUGUCCUGGAUCAUGUGGUACAUCCCCUUCGGGAUCAUGUUCCUGGUGGGCAGUAAGAUCGUUGAGAUGGAAAAUGUGGUCCUUCUGGUCACUAGUCUGGGAAAAUACAUCUUUGCUUCCAUCUUGGGCCACAUCAUCCACGGGGGCAUCAUCCUGCCGCUCAUCUACUUCGGCUUUACUCGCAAGAAUCCGUUCAGUUUCCUGUCAGGACUCAUCACGCCCUUUACCACUGCCUUUGCCACCUGCUCCAGCUCUGCGACUCUUCCCUCCAUGAUUAAGUGCGUUGAGGAGAACAACGGCGUGGACAAACACAUCAGUCGCUUCAUCCUCCCCAUCGGAGCCACCGUCAACAUGGACGGCGCCGCCAUUUUCCAGUGCAUCGCCGCCGUCUUCAUCGCGCAGCUCAACAACGUGGACCUGAACGCCGGACAGAUCUUCACCAUUCUGGUGACGGCCACAGCCUCCAGUGUCGGCGCAGCAGGAAUCCCAGCCGGAGGAAUCAUCACCAUCGCCAUCAUCCUGGAAGCCAUCGGCCUUCCCACCAAUGACCUGUCCCUCAUGCUGGCUGUGGACUGGAUUGUGGAUCGUACCACCACUGUGGUGAACGUGGAGGGCGAUGCUCUGGGUGCCGGAAUCCUCCACCACAUCAACCAGCAGGAGAUGAAGAAGCAGCGGGAGCUGCUGCAGCAUCCAGAGGGGGAGCUGGCUGAGGUGCGGGUGGAGGCAGUGGCCAAUGCCCGCGCGGAGGAGGAAACCUCGCCACUGGUCGUGCACCAAAUCAAAGGCGGAGAAUCCAUGCCGGAAGCUAUUGAGUCUGUUCUGUGAACUCAACAAGAUUCUCUGUUUUUUUUCGUUUUUUUCUUUUCCAGUGACAUUUGACCUUUUAACACAUCUGACAUUGCUGCUGAGGGGACACAUUUCUCUUAAAAAGAGACAAGGCAACUUAUGGUUUUACAAAGUGCCAUAGUAACAGCAUUGGUAGUCCCCACAAUGCAUUUGCUGCUACUGUUUUGACAUGUGGUCACUUUAACUUAUGUCUCAGUAGUCGGUUUUCCACAUUUGAAUGCAAAUUAGGAUAAAGUGGCUCUGAAAAUUUACAAUUUUCUAAACAUUUCAUCGGUUUACGAUUCAAAACAGAUUUCCCCUCCAUUUUGUAAACUUUUUUUUUGUCAUAAAAACAAACGUAUGUGUAUAAUAUCUCUAAAACAUUCCCUUAAAUGUCAUAGUUCUGUGAGUCUGUGUACCGUAUGAGAUGCUCAUGGCCAUAGAUUUGUAUGUUAGAGCAUUAUCAAGUACUUUUCCUCGUUUUUAACUUAAUCUGGUGACCCUCAGUAACUAUACAGCUCUAUUUGCCAAAAUCGGACUCGUCAAAGUGUCUAACAAAUGCCUGCAAGCGUCUGUCAUAGUUUAUUUACCCUACAGCUCGUCCAUUGGGAGGAACACUGUCUUCUAAUGAGAUAAAUUCAAAUUAGUAACUUUAGUUUCCAGGUUAGAAACUGUCGUCACAAUCCAGACAGAUGUUUACAGCCUGUUUCCAGGCAUGUGUUUGCUGACCAUCAGUAAAGUCAAACAUUAACCCCUAAAAAGAGAGUUUGACAUAUUUAUCUUAACUACUAUCUCAUGUAACAUGCUGACCCAGUGUCUCCAGCUGACGCAGUAUGGCUAAUGCUGGACCAACUGUAUUUGCAAUCUAAUAUGUUUACAGGAAUGCGUUGCCGAUAUUAUCUUUUGGAAGACAAAAAAAUUCUCGCCUGUCUAAUUCUCUUUAUUCCUAAAAACCAGAACCCUAGGUUAUACCUACCUGUAUGGUGCUAAUUUUCUCACAGAAUAAAGGAAAAACUUAUAGCUUUAACGUUUAGCUAAAUAACCAACAUGCAAACAUCUAAGUGGUCCAUUAUCUUGACAAAUUUAUCGAUGUACUAAAAACUAAAGAGUUAGUUUAGUUGCUAAUUAGCAAGCUACAAAGCAAUGUUUAACAUACAGUUAUCAGUUAGCUAUGACUAAUUUGAAGCUUUGGCUAGUUUAGCUACCCUGUAAAGCUACUAGUUAGCUGGAAAGUUAUGAUAUGGACACAAAAGAGUUCCCAGUUAUAACUAAAAAAGCUAAUAUAUGGCCCCCGAACAUCCAAUGGCACCACUGUUACCACUCAAAAAGACAAAAAAUGUGUUUGGUUUUGUUUGUAGCCAGCUAAAGAAAUGUUUUCUAUUAGCUAGGAUUAAUUCUUGGCUUGGUCUUAACUACUUUAGCUAUCCGGUGUUUUUCGUAAUGCACAGUUGACAUGGUGAAGCAAAAUUAGAAAUUCGACUAAUUAAGUAUCCAACAUCUCUCCAAAAAUCCUAAGAAAACUAAAAACUUUGUUUAGUUGCCAAUUAGCCAGCUAAAGCAAUGCUAACAUGCAUGUUUUUGGCUUGGCUUUAACUAAUUAAGCUAUAUGUUUAUAUAAGUGUGAACUAAAAUAUUGUUGGCUAUCAUGAUAAGGUGGAAAAUUGUAAUGGUGGACACAGAGCUCCAGUCAAAACCUGAAGCUUUAGGGGGUAAUGUAGAGGGCUGUAAGGUUUAGUUGUAGGAAGACUUUUGUGAUUAAAUUAACUUUAACUUGAAGUUACAUUUGCUAACAUUGUCAUUGUUUUUAGCAAAAUGACUGCUGAUCACUAUUAUUAGCAGUGGAAGGAAACAUUUUCCUUCUCCACUAUCAUAACCGUGGAUUAACUGAUGGGUUAAGUCCCAGGAUUUAAGGAAGAAUCUAUGCUGCCCUCUAGUGGGGGCUGGGAUAAACGUGGAAGUUGAGAUGGUAAAAACAUAAGAGAGGGUGAGCAUUUGUGUCUGUGAGUUUUUGAAUGAUGAUUGCUGAAUGCUAUGAUAUUUCGUAUUUAUUUGAUCUAUUAUUAUUAUUCAGUGGGAGAAACGUGUGGUAAGACGGCUUCACGAGUCGGUCUCGUGAUGGAACGCUGUGUUUUAAAAGUGAGGGAUCUUUGUUGACGUGAAGUGAAUUUCAUUUGUGUUGGCGUCUCCUUAUGCUGCGAUGAUGUUGCUUUAGUUUUGGAUCAUUGUGCGUGUGGUAAAGCUGUCUGCUUUAAAGAUAAUGUAAGCUAGUACGUCUGGAAUUUAGAAAAUGUGAGCCUUCUUUUUUAAGCUGAUCUGUUAACCUAACACUAAACUAGUAUGGCUAUAUCCUGUGGAGUUUAUUUAGUACAAUCACAUGUAAUUACUUACUUGCAAUGUGGUACAUACAUACGUAGAAUAUGUAUAUUUGAUAUUAAUUUAUUGUAAUUGUUUCAACUUUUUUUGUAUCAUUUGUAUUUUCUACUUUUAACACUUUCCUUCAAGUGUCGAGGUUUUUUUUACCUUGCCUGUGCCAUGUCACUGUGUCUAACACUUAACUGCUGUCUCUCUGGUCAAUCUUUCUGUCAACAUUAAAACAGUAAAAAAAAUUUUUCAU